CAAUGACAGACUGCUUUAUUUAAGAACAUUAUGCAUCUCUUCAUCACUUAUGCAAACAGGAGUGCUCUAAAAAUUCAAUGUGUGUGCUUCGUAAAGCAAAUUAAGUCCCUACUGACCUCCUUUGUAAACAUGCGACUUGCAAUUCCUAAACACAAAGUAAAAACAAACUCCUGCUGGGCUGAAUCGCGCGACCUAAAAUCUACAGCAGCUUUGAAUUCAGAGACUACAGUUCCCGGCACGCCCCGGGGCGAGGGGAGGGCAAGUGAUUACCGACUAGAACUACAACUCCCGGCGUGCCCCGGCCUCACGCGUGGUUUGUGCAGUGAGAACUACAUCUCCCAGCAGGCCGCGGGAAGGGGUCGGGUAGGAGGACCGCCGCGCCGAGCUUCCCACAACUUCCUGGACUCAGUUGAGCUUCCACCUUGGAAAGGAUGGAGGUGACUGAGGAUGUCGGAGCUCCGGAACCCGGCGAGAUCCGGAAUCUAAAGCCGUGUCUGCUUCGCCGCAACCACAGCCGCGAACAGCACGGUGUGGCCGCCUCCUGUCUGGAGGAGUUGAGGAGCAAGGCCUGUGACAUUCUGGCCAUUGAUAAGUCUCUAACACCAGUUACCCUGGUCCUGGCAGAGGAUGGCACCAUAGUGGAUGAUGAUGAUUACUUCCUGUGUCUACCUUCUAAUACUAAGUUUGUGGCAUUGGCCAAUAAUGAGAAGUGGGUAUACAACAAUUCAGAUGGAGGUACAGCUUGGAUUUCCCAAGAAUCCUUUGAUGUAGAUGAAACAGACAGCAGGACAGGGUUGAAGUGGAAGAAUGUGGCCAAGCAGCUGAAAGAAGAUCUAUCCAACAUCAUCCUCCUGUCGGAGGAGGACCUCCAAGUGCUCAUCGAUGUUCCAUGUUCAGACCUGGCUCAGGAACUAUGCCAAAGUUGUGCCACCAUCCAGGGGCUCCAGAAUACACUCCAGCAGGUGCUUGACCAGAGAGAGGAGGCCCGCCAGUCCAAGCAACUCCUGGAGCUUUAUCUACAGGCUUUGGAGAAGGAGGGCAGCACCUUGUCAAAGCAGGAAGAGUCCAGAGCUGGUUUCAGUGAAGAGGUAGAUGCAGUUGACACAAGUGUCAGCAGAGAGCUCUCCUCUGAAAUUGCACUGCCGGGCCAGAUCCUCACUGCACUGAAGGAGAAGCCUGCUCCAGAGCUGAGUUUAUCUAGUCACCAUUUGGAGUUGGUUACCAAAGAAGACCCCAGAGCACUGGCUCUUGCUUUGAACUGGGACAUGAAGAAAACAGAAAACGUCCAGCAGGCCUGUAAGCAGGAGUUCGCCCUGCGCCUGCAGCAGAUCCAGAGCCUACAUUCUCUCCGGAACAUCUCAGCAAGGAAGAAUUCACUAUCUGAAGAACCACAGAAUCCUAAACGAGCCAGACAAGAUCGCACAUAGUUAAAGCUGGAAAUAUGCCAGAGAAAAACCUGUGGCCUUGUUUUUGUUAUCCGUGAUGCCUUUAGCCUAUACACUACCGUACCCCCUGCCUUUGAGUAUGUUCUGGAUCAGGUUGGAAGGCUAGCUUUAUGCUUUCUCCAGAAAAGCUAUUCCAGGUCUCAACAUGCCCCACUACUGGUUUUGAAUGAUACAGCCACACCAACCGUAUCCCACCUCCGCUAAUUAUGUCUUCUUAUGUUCCCUGUUUAAAAGUAAUUGUCAAGGACAAUGAAAAGAAACUGUCUCAUUUUAGAACUCCUUAUCCUAAAGCUAGAAGUGCAGAAAAACACAGAUAAUGUAAUAAAAAGCAACACGUGACAUAACAGAGCAUUGAUUAUGGCCAUAAACUUGUUUCUCAAGUUAAUGAAUUUUUUUGUUUGUUUAAAGGCACACAUUAAAUUUGCAGACCAUAGGGACAGACAAUCUACUUUCCCAUUUCUAAUGUCUAAUUCGGUAUUGUGAAAUUGUAUCUUUUAUCACUGCAAAAUUCUUUUCAGUUUUCUAAUAUGUUUUACUGGCAGGGGGUAUAAAAGGUCAUUAAAGCAAUUUCCAUGUGAUGCAA
Molecule: messenger RNA, 2028 nt
Organism: Nycticebus coucang (slow loris)
Lineage: Eukaryota; Metazoa; Chordata; Mammalia; Primates; Lorisidae
Gene: DFFA
Product: DNA fragmentation factor subunit alpha
Exons: 6
Coding region: 432-1427 (331 amino acids)
Biological process (GO): regulation of apoptotic process; apoptotic process; apoptotic DNA fragmentation
Molecular function (GO): deoxyribonuclease inhibitor activity
Source: RefSeq, a predicted model, not a curated record